Hemibagrus wyckioides is the source of this 1633-nucleotide messenger RNA. It is a transcript of the gene gatd3, whose product is annotated as glutamine amidotransferase class 1 domain containing 3. Gene Ontology annotation, cellular component: mitochondrion. The record is from RefSeq and is a predicted model, not a curated record. The transcript is spliced from 7 exons. Lineage: Eukaryota; Metazoa; Chordata; Actinopteri; Siluriformes; Bagridae. Bases 205 to 1017 code for a protein of 270 amino acids.
GAUGUUUUACGUUAUAAAUAUAUUUACACAUAUAUAAACUUGACUGCGUUCUAACUUGAGUGUUGUGCUUGCAACUGAAAGGUGAACGCAGAUAUUAUUUGCGCAGAUAAUACUGCCAUUAAACUGCAGUGAGUUUAUCACUCAGAUCGCUCGUUUGUCCUUGUACGAGUUUAACUGUCUGGAGUUAUUAUUAUUAUUAUUAUAAUGAUUAUUGGGAAGAUGUUGGCUGUUCGCUCAUUGAUCUGCAAACCCUACGCUUUUCUGCUGAAGCCUCCAGCAGCUCUCUCUGCUCAGACAGGCGGUGUGGGCUUCAUCCACACCAGUGUCAAAUGCAGCAGCGCCAAAGUAGCAGUGGUGCUGUCUGGAUGUGGAGUGUACGAUGGGACGGAGAUCCAUGAGGCAUCAGCAAUCCUGGUGCAUCUGAGUCGCGGUGGAGCUGAGGUCCAGAUGUAUGCUCCUGAUGUGGCUCAGAUGCACGUUAUAGACCACAGCAAGGGGCAGCCUUCAGAGGAGUCCAGGAACGUCUUAGCUGAGUCAGCUCGCAUCGCUAGGGGUAACAUCACUGACCUGGCUAAGCUGAGUGCCAGUAACCAUGAUGCAGUCAUCUUUCCAGGAGGUUUCGGAGCUGCUAAAAAUCUGUCAACGUUUGCUGUCGAUGGAAGUGACUGCACUGUGAACAAGCAGGUGGAAAAUGUCUUAAAGGACUUCCAUAAAGCAGGCAAGCCAAUUGGGUUGUGCUGUAUCUCUCCGGUGCUGGCUGCGAAGGUGCUUCCUGGUGUGGAAGUGACUGUGGGCCAUGAGCAAGAGGAGGGGGGAAUGUGGCCAUAUGCUGGCACUGCUCAGGCCAUCACUGCACUCGGGGCCAAACACAAAGUCAAAGAUGUCACCGAGGCUCAUGUUGACCCAAAGAAUAAAGUGGUGACCUCUCCUGCAUUCAUGUGUGACACGAAGUUGCACCUCAUCUUUGAUGGGAUUGGCUCCAUGGUCAGAGAUGUCCUGAAGUUGACCGGGAAAUAAGUGGCACACGGCUUCAUUCAACAAACUGCACUUAGCUAGAUGUCAGGAAACCACUUUUGGUUUGAUCGAUAAGAUUGAAUAAUAAAAAAAAAAACACCUAGUUUAUUAUUUCCGAAAUAAAUUAUUUUUCUUCAUAUUGCAGCCUGAUAUGUGAAUAAAGUUCUGUGUAGUUCACUCCUAAACAGAGCCCCAGAGCGACAGACAUUAGCAAUCAAAAGCCUAUCUCGGCGUGGCUUUAUUUUUUUUAAAUGUCCACUAGAUGGUGCAAUGGUACAACCAGACUCACUCUGAUGGGUUCACUGCAGAAACUAGAGUAAAUCAGUAAUUUUGAAUAAAGGUAGAAUAAAGGUUUUCAGAUAAUGCUGUUUCAAUUCAUCUGUUAAUAUCAGAUCAUUAUGAGGAAAAAAAUAGAAAUGACUGGAUUUCUCUGUAACAAGGUCUUAUGCUGUGUGUUAUGUGUAAUAGGUGAGCAGUGUUAAAAGAUAAGCCAAAGUGAUUUGAUCUAGUAGCUCUGAUCCAGUAGCUCUUGAAAAUCUGACAUUGUAACAAAUGUAAUGUUGUGUAAUAUAUUAAUAAAUAAAGUGCUUACAAAUAAAGUUGUUCUUCCUUCGUUAAA